Messenger RNA from Eleginops maclovinus (Patagonian blennie), 6682 nucleotides. It is a transcript of the gene abl2, whose product is annotated as c-abl oncogene 2, non-receptor tyrosine kinase. Gene Ontology annotation, molecular function: protein binding; non-membrane spanning protein tyrosine kinase activity; ATP binding. Lineage: Eukaryota; Metazoa; Chordata; Actinopteri; Perciformes; Eleginopidae. The record is from RefSeq and is a predicted model, not a curated record. Gene Ontology annotation, biological process: regulation of apoptotic process; protein phosphorylation.
CGGUGCUCGUUGGGACCCGGUUAGAGUCUGUCCUGGAUCCCGGUGACAGGGGACCCGAACCCCCGCCUCCUGCAACACAUCUUGUGUUCUGCGGUAAAGAUGGCGGCGUCAGAGGGGGCGCGGAGCGGCUGGACAGCGGCAAAACGAGCCUGAAAAAGCUCCACAAUUGGCCAAAUAUCGCUCGCCAGGUACCGGUAAUACCAGCACGGAUACCGUCUGGACCACCGGGAGAAACACAGCCGCUGUCACACGCAGGGGGUUGUGAUUUGAUUGUUAAAAGGCAGGGUGGGUGGGUUUCACCGAGAGACGCUAACGGGCUAGCCAACUGAGCUAACACAGGCUAGCCCGCCGAGCUAACACAGGCUAGCACACUGAGCUAACACAGGCUAGCACACGGAGCUAACACAGGCUAGCAAACGUUAGCUCCGUGGAGAUAAGCGGAGAGGAGGGGGGGAGUAAGGAAGACUAUUCGGGCCAGGCCGCUCCAGCUUCUGAGGGGAAUGUGAACCAGAGGUGUGCAGGGGGGGUUUGCUCGCUUCACUACCGGGAUGGGACAGCAGGUCGGACGGGUCGGUGAGAGCACAUCGACCGGAGGACUGCAGCCGCCGCAGCCCCACGCGUCCCAACCGCACCAAGGGAAGGGGAACCGGGGUAGGAGACCCCGAGAACCGGGCAGUAUUACCGGGACACCGCCGGGCAGGACGGCCGCAGUCAACGUGCCCGACCCGGGGAUCAAUAUCUUUACUCUGCAUUCAGAAGCUCUCCACCGGCCGUUCGGCCUGGACUCUGCGGCGCUGACGGAGGCGGUGCGCUGGAGCUCCAAGGAGAACCUGCUGGGGGCGACGGAGAGCGACCCGAACCUCUUCGUAGCACUUUAUGACUUCGUGGCCAGCGGGGACAACACGCUCAGCAUCACCAAAGGUGAGAAGCUGCGGGUGCUGGGCUACAACCAGAAUGGGGAGUGGAGCGAGGUCCGCUCUAAGAACGGUCAGGGGUGGGUUCCCUCCAACUACAUCACCCCGGUGAACAGCCUGGAGAAGCACAGCUGGUACCACGGCCCGGUGUCCCGCAGCGCCGCCGAGUACCUGCUGUCCUCCCUCAUCAACGGCAGCUUCCUGGUGAGGGAGAGCGAGAGCAGCCCGGGGCAGCUGUCCAUCUCGCUGCGCUACGAGGGGAGGGUCUACCACUACCGCAUCAACAGCGGGUCGGACGGAAAGGUGUAUGUGACCUCAGAGAGCCGCUUCGCCACACUGGCCGAGCUGGUGCACCACCACUCCACGGUGGCAGACGGUCUGGUCACCACGCUGCACUACCCGGCGCCCAAAUGCAACAAGCCCACGGUGUACGGCGUGUCGCCCAUCCACGACAAGUGGGAGAUGGAGCGCACCGACAUCACCAUGAAGCACAAGCUGGGGGGGGGGCAGUACGGGGAGGUGUACGUGGGGGUGUGGAAGAAGUACAACCUCACCGUGGCCGUGAAGACGCUCAAGGAGGACACCAUGGAGGUGGAGGAGUUCCUGAAAGAAGCAGCGGUGAUGAAGGAGGUCAAACACCCCAACCUGGUGCAGCUGCUCGGUGUGUGCACGCUGGAGCCCCCCUUCUACAUCGUGACGGAGUACAUGCCCCACGGGAACCUGCUGGACUACCUGAGGGACUGCGACAAAGAGGAGGUGAACGCCGUGGUGCUGCUCUACAUGGCCACGCAGAUCUCCUCCGCCAUGGAGUACCUGGAGAAGAAGAACUUCAUCCACAGGGACCUGGCGGCGAGGAACUGCCUGGUGGGGGAGAACCACGUGGUGAAGGUGGCCGACUUCGGGCUCAGCCGGCUGAUGACGGGGGACACCUACACCGCCCAUGCAGGGGCCAAGUUCCCCAUCAAGUGGACGGCCCCCGAGAGCCUGGCCUACAACACCUUCUCCAUCAAGUCCGACGUCUGGGCGUUCGGUGUGCUGCUGUGGGAGAUCGCCACCUACGGCAUGUCUCCGUACCCGGGCAUCGACCUGUCCCAGGUGUAUGACCUCCUGGAGAAGGGGUACCGCAUGGAGCAGCCCGAGGGGUGUCCUCCCAAAGUCUACGAGCUCAUGAGAGCAUGCUGGCAGUGGAGCCCGUUGGACCGCCCCUCGUUUGCAGAGAUCCAUCAGGCCUUUGAAACCAUGUUCCACGACUCCAGCAUCUCUGAAGAGGUGGCGGAGGAGCUGUGUAAGACGGCCUCGGGUCACGGCGGGCCGCUGCUCCCCUUCGACACGCCGCUGCUGCCUUCCAAGUCCCGCACGCUGCACAAGCACACGGAGAACAAGGAGAACAUCGAGGGCGGACUGGACGGCCGAUCGGAGCCCGGCAGCCACGGCCACUCAGGCUGGGCUUCCUCUCUCCUGGGGGGGGACAGUCGGUCGGGGAGCUCCCCGGCGUUGCCUCGGAAACAGCUGUCCCGAGAUAAAUCCCCCGCCGGCCUCCUGGACGACCCCCAGGAUCUGGGCACCUUCACCCGGGACCGGAAGACGGGCUUCUUCAGCUCCUUCAUCAAGAAGAAGUCCUCCUCUUCCUCCUCCUCCUCCUCCCCCUCCCCCUCCUCUCAGAACCUCCCCACCCCCCCCAAGAGGAGCAGCUCCUUCCGGGAGAUGGAGACUCAGCCUCACAAGAAGUACGAGCCCACGGCCGACUUUUCAGCGCCCCCCCCCUCUCCCCAGUCGGACAGCAGCAUCGGGGGGUUCUCCGCCUCCCCCUCCCACUCCCACUCCCACAGCGACCCCCCCCAACCCCAGUCGCGCUGCUGUGGUGCAGCCUUCGGACAGAAGCCCUCAGGGGGGGGGCUGGCGGCGCAGGUGAGCAGCAGCAGCUGGAGCGGGCUGGCCGGGUUCUUCACGCCCAGACUCAUCAAGCGGACUCUGGGGCUCCGGACCGGGAAGACGGCCUCUUCGGAGGAGGGGGGGGGGACUUUACCAGUGGGGGGGCCCAAACCCUUCCCUAGGUCCAACUCCACCUCCUCUAUGUCCGCUGGGCUGCCGGACCUGGAGCGCAUGGCUCUGACUCUGCCCAGGAACCGCAGCGCCAAGCCCCCCCUGGAGAGGACCGCCUCCACCAGCUCGCAGCCAGAGAACGGGCGCCCCCCCCCCGAGGCGCUGCUGAGGAGGCUGGACGAGGGGACGGCUCAGAUCAGGGAGAGACCCAAAGCCAAGCUGGUCCCCCGGGGCACGGGGGUGAGGGCGCCGGGAGUGGGGGGGGAGGCGGGGGACUCAGACCCUGCGGGGGACCGGCAGCAGCAGAGUUGGGCCUCCCCCUCCAAGACUGCCUCCUCCUCUCCGGGGGGGGGGGUACAGACCCACAACCACAAGGUGCCGGUGCUGAUCUCCCCCACGCUCAAACACAGCCCCCCCGACGUGCACCUGGUGGGGCUGGACUCCCAGGGGAACCGCUUUAAGCUGCUGAGCGAGCACCCGGACCGGCCGCGGCUUGUCAAACCCAAGUGCGCCCCCCCGCCGCCCCCCACGCUGCGCAGCCAACACUCCUACAGCGAGGGGGGGGGGGAGGAGCAGGCGGGGGAGGUGAAUGGGGAGAGAGUGUCUCGAUCCGGGCGGGGAGGAACCUUGACGACGGGAAGACCCUCGGUGCCGCCGCCACAGGUGCCCCCCACGAACACCCCCACAAAGAUGGCCAACGGAGCUGCCCCCUCUUCCAGCAAGGGGGGAAUCCGGAGGACCCGGCAGCAGGCGGAGCGCGGCUUCCCCCCCGAGCGGGUGAGUCGCGAGGCCCUGCUGGAGUGCGCCGAGUCGCUGAGCUGCGCCCUCCAGGCCCCGGCCCCCGACCCCCCCCCCUCCAGCGGCGCGGUCCUGGAUGCCGGGCUGCAGCUGCUGGACCGCUGCUCCGGGUACGUGGACCUGAUCCCGCAGAUGAGGAGCAAGUUCGCCUUCCGGGAGGCCGUGGGCAAGCUGGAGCUCAGCCUGCAGGAGCUGAGGGCCUCCGGGGGGGGAGCGGCCCAGGGGGGCCCGGGCACCGUGCUGGAGAACCUGCAGGGCUGUGUCAGAGAGAUCAGGGACGUGGUGCAGAGGUAGCAGCCGUGACCUCACUGUGACAUCACUGUGACAUCACUGUGACAUCACUGUGACAUCACUGUGACAUCACACCCCUCAGACUGGUUUAUUCCUUUGGUUUUUCUGGUUGUUUUCACAGCGUGUUGGGGGGGGGGGGUCUCUUCAGUACCUCAGAGAGAAUCACUCCCACAGGUUUCCUUUCACUGUUUACAACCCUUCAGACCCCAGAGUGGACCCUCGAGCGGGGGGGGGUGGGGGGUCUCAGUCACACGUCGUGGAUCAGCUGUUUGGAAGGUCUCCCUUUCUGUCAGACACUGACACUACUGUUUAUUGAUCAACUUUUAAUGCAAAAAAGGUUCUAAAAAAGCAGUUUUCAGCCUCAAAGUUAAGACUGAUCGCUAUUUUCUUUCUUCAAUCAAAUGAAAUCUGGAUUAUCGACACUAAACAAGACCCUUCCCACUACGUUCUGACAUUUCAAACACUAAACAGCUCGUAUAAAUACUCUACAAAUAAGUGAAUCACUAGUGUAAUAUUGCGCUCAGUGUCUGGGGGUCACAAACUUUCUAAAGCCAUUUUAAUCCAAACGAUUGGAAACAGUCCGUGUGAUUUCAAGAUUUUUAGGGUCUAAAUGUGACACUGAUUAUUAUUUACAUUUCAUUUCCACGGCAGUCAGGUUAUUAAAACCUCAUCCGUCUUCUACCAUCUAUCUGAGUUAGGUCGUAGAGAUGUAGUCCCUCCACCUGGGCCUGGGUCUGCCCCUCUGCCCUCCUUUUAUCGGAUCAUUUCAGACAUUCCCACGUGUCACACAGAGGGAUCACAGCCUCGGAGAAGCGUGUAAAUAAAGGAAUACAGGCGUAUCAAAUCUGGAAACACCCACAAUUCCCCUCCCUAUCACAGCGUUUGUCUUCAGUGUCCACACAGUGGGGGGGGAAGCCCCCGUCUCCUAAAGCAUUUCAGUAUUUAAGUCCAGUUUUAAUGCACAUCACAUGUCUGUGUGGUUGGAGGGGGAGGGGGGGGGCGCAGGAGCAGAACUGGGACGGUGUUUCUAUAAGUGUCCUUCUGGCGGACCGAUCGACUCCCUGAAGCCUCGGCGUGUCCUCAGUGCCUCGAAAUCUUCCACGCAAUGAACACUGCAAAAAACACCCAGAGACCUACACACACACACACACACACACACACACACACACACACACACACACACACACACACACACACACACUGAUCCCUCUACCGACGAACUGCAGUAUGUCUUCAGCACAUUGUACAUUAUUGGGUUUGAGACAAUAAGAGAUGCUUUUCAGAAUGUCUACGUUAUGAACUUGAAUUUUAAAUUAUUCCUUUUUCUUCUUUUGUUUUUAUUAAAAAGCACAGACGUAUUUUGAGAGAUGUAAAUAUUUGAUUUAUUUCAUAUCCAGGAAACAGAGGAUGUGUGUGUGCUUACAGACGUAUAGAGCGUGUUUGACUGAAGAAUAUCUGAAUAUAUGAAUGUAUUAUUCUCCGUCUGGGCGGACGGUCUUCUGCAUGAAUCUCUAACGGUGCCAUUUGUUGUUUAUUUAUUGUACUUUUUUUACUGGCCCAUAUCUUUUCAUUUUGGUCUCACUAAAUACUAAAGUCCAGAAGCAGUUGCUCUGUUUUUUGAGCACAAAUUAAACAUUUCUCUUUGCUUUUCACAUCUAAAUGUACACUGGAUACAAAACCUGAUCUGUAACACGCUGCAGGUCCAAAUCACCUUCAAAGAAACAUGCUAAUGACACGUUUAUACCAUGUCUGUGCGUCAGUAUUUUAAUGUCCAAUUUCUUGCCAAACGGGAUCCUGUGAGACGAACUGAUUUCUAUUCCCUGUGACUUUACAAACACACGGAUGGAAGAGAUGCUUUUAACUUUAGGAUUCUUGGUGCCUUUUUGUGAGCAAAUGUCUUUCACUGCGAGAUGAAGAGGCAAUGUUUUAAAAUCCAUCAUUAAAACACAUUCAUGUCUUGUUGUGAAUUUCUGUCAUCUGGAGGUUGAUGUUUGGGAUGCAAAACUGAAAUUUAAAGGUGCAUUUGUGUAUUAAAUAAAGUAUUUAGAUACUCAGUUACUAAGGUUGAUUAUUGGUGGGCAUUCAGAGCAACAUCUGGUGGAUUUCCUGCUUUUUUAACGCAUCACAACGGACAAAAACACGCUGCAGCUUCAGGGACAAACGUCUUUAGAAUAGUUUUUUCUUAAUUUGUGGGGCAUCGGUGUGGGUCAGGUUUCCUAAAAAGCCUUAUCAAGUGAAACAUAACCUCCAAAAUCAAACCUAUUUAAAGAAAAUCAUUUGUCAAGAGAUUUGAUUUGAUUCCUAAAGUCUCCGCUCAUCUUCAGCGCCUCUUUAUUUAUGUCGCCUGUGUCUUCUGUUGUUUUCCUGGAGAACGUGUGUUCACAUCACCAAACCAAAGGCCACUUCUUCAGCCGUACGAGUGCAAUGUAAAGCAACACACACACUAAUGGAAUAUGUGAAUCUAAACAGGGAUUUAAAGAAAUGGCAGAGACGUUAACAUUAACUUUUUUAUUGUACAAAAAUAUAUUUUGUGUUUUGUUUUUUAAUUUAAAGCUCACGUUAUAUUACUGUGAAGUUUUGCUUAUCAGUGUUAAGCCUAUUGUAAAUAAUAAAGAUAUUGAUGAAUACUGCUCUGC